GGAACAUAUACAAAGCUUGUUGGGUGAGAUCGACUUGCUGUGGUCUUUCUUGCUUGUCUAUUGUAUCGGUGGUUAUUACCGAGAACGUGAGAUUAAUGCUGAAGCCGACUCACUCGACCUCCAAGAUUAUACCGUGAUUGCAGGCAACAAUCCCAACAGUCGGUGUCUACCAAAGGUCAAGACCACAACACUGGAGUCGUCUUCUUCCUUUUAUUUUUGUUCAUCGAGAGAGCAGACACACAACGGUGGAGUCGUUACCUCGACUUGUCACCGCCCCCGGCUUUGAGCUCUCCUCAGCGGAAACCAAGGCGAGCGGGGCGCCACUCAUGUCUUGUCGUUACCUCCCCGCCGCACUGUAGCUGCCGUAGCUUUAAAGGACCUCUGCUUGUUCGCCCCAUGAAACCCAGUGCUUUGUUUUAUCUAGUUUAGCCGAACAUAUGCACCUUCUUCUCUCUUUGAAUCUAAUUUAUUUCCUUGCCGUACUUCAAACCCCUACUUUCAUUUGUUUAUCCGUCACCAACGUGUUCUUGGCUUCUCAGGUUCAUUCCGGAGGAUGAACCCAGUGCGAUGGACCGAGCUCAAUCCACGCCGAUUCCACGCCUCUUCUCAGGUAUGCCGGUCUCUUUUGUCGACCCUUUUUUAUCUUAAAUAUGCGUACAGCGAUGGUGUUACUCGAGUCGUCACACAAAAUAAUUACAUGGCACGGUCACUGCGGCCAACCCCAACGAUUUGACCACAAUUCUUUAGCUCCGGCGGUGAGCGAGCGUCGCAGGCCCCGGUCGGCUCCAUCACGUGACCGCUCCGCUCCACCUUCCCAUUGGUCCUAAGAGAAGGGUCCCGCAAUAAACAGAUUUCGGUCCGACUUUUCUGGCGAGUCGUAGAUCGCCACAUCAUCAUGUUUCGAACACGCUACGGCUCAGAGUUCGAGGCUUGAGCUGUUGUUUAAUGCAGAGUGGCAGCGCUUUUGUUGCGCACAGGCCAAUUUUGUAUAUGAAGGAGCGUGCGUUUCGAGUUGGACUGCUGGAAGACACUGUCAACAAACAAUCUUCUCCCCCACAGACAGCAUCGCACCGAGCUCUCAUCGACCUCUCCUCUCUCCGUCCCUCAAAACCGCCUCAUCUCGUUGUAUGUUUCUGUUCUCCUGGGGAUAUCAGUAGCAGAGGAUUAUAAAACAACGAACUCUGUGCUGACUGCAACUCUCCUCCUCCUUCCUUCCUUCCUUUUCCUCUGCUGUUGCUUCUUGUGGUACUACGGCGAAGGAUACAACCGCUGCGUACUCCUCUUCUUCGCCCCUUCCUGCUUUCCUCGAAAGUUCGCACCUUUUCUCUUUUCGUCCUCCUCUUCCUGCCUCUUCCCAUCUGUUACUCGAAGAUUCUCUACUCUUCUAUCUACCAGUCGGCCGUACUCGCCUGGGUUUAUCUUUGAUCACUGUUGUGGUUGCGUGCUUCUCCUUUAUCCUUGGCUCUUUAUUCCCCUGAAAAAUCUCAGUGGAAUCCCUCCUUUAACCCCCCCUUGUUUUCUGCUCUGUGUCCUCAAAAGAUCUCAUCUUGCGCUGCUGCUGGGUUGGGUUUAUCCUGCGCGGUGGAAAGGAGCAGAGGCUUGGUGAGGACGUCUUCAAGCUUCCUCCUCUACGUCGCCUCUGGUGGAGACGCCCGUCGGCCGAACCCGACCAUGAAGAAAGCUCGAACCUUGCGCAUCUUCUGGACCGACCCUGAGGCGACCGACUCAUCCGGCGAUGACGAGGAAUGCGGGGUCUCCGGGCGCCGCGUCGGGCGGCUGGUGAGGGAGAUUGGGCUCGAUCCCUGCCCCGCCGUCGUUGACAAGCUGAGGAGGGCGCGGAAGAAGGCGCCGGCUGGAGGUGGCAAGGUGGCAUCGCAGACCGGAAGCACCAAGUUCCGCGGCGUCCGGCGGCGGCCGUGGGGGAAGUACGCGGCGGAGAUCCGCGACCCGUGGCGCGGCGUCCGCGUGUGGCUCGGCACCUUCGACACCGCCGAGGAGGCCGCCAUGGUCUACGACUGCGCCGCUCUCCAGCUCCGCGGCCCCGGCGCCACCACCAACUUCUCCUCUUCCUCCUCCUCCUCCACCACCCCCGCUCCGCCCCAGGUGGCGGAGGAGGCGUCCGACCCCACCACAGUCUCCGCCGGCUACGACUCCGGAGACGACUCCCAAAGCCGGACCUCCCCGACCUCCGUCCUCCGGGGCUUCUCCUCGUACUCCGCCGUACAAGGCCCAGCAACGGAGGAGACUAAGAAAGGAGCUGAUGUCUUCAACCCGGCGGUCUUCCUACCGGAGAUGACGGUGGAGGAGUUCUCACCGUUCGAGGACAUGCCGUUAUUCAACGACUCGUCGUGUUUCGAGACGUGGGAGCCGAGGAUUCCCGAGGCGACGACGGCACGGGUGGGAUUCUCCGCGGCGGCGGACCCGUCCACCACGGCAUGGGAUUCGGGCUUCGGCUCAGCCACGUGGCACGAGGACGACUACUUUCACGAGAUCGGCGAUCUCUUCCCGCUGGAGCCGCUCCCCGCCAUAUUCUAAGUCAAAAUCUUCCAACUCGCCGAUUUUUGGCAACCAAUCAAAAGUUAUCGCCGCCAUUAAUCUCUCCUGCGUCGUCUGCUCUCGAGUUGCUUCUUCCGUAUGUUCCAAAUCUUCUGCGUCAUCUAAUGAACACUAAACAUCGAACAAAGCCGUCAAGUUUGGACA
This is a messenger RNA of Musa acuminata AAA Group (dessert banana), 2700 nucleotides long. Its product is annotated as ethylene-responsive transcription factor CRF2-like. Gene Ontology annotation, molecular function: DNA-binding transcription factor activity; DNA binding. Lineage: Eukaryota; Viridiplantae; Streptophyta; Magnoliopsida; Zingiberales; Musaceae. The transcript is spliced from 2 exons. The record is from RefSeq and is a predicted model, not a curated record. The coding region runs from base 1672 to 2535 and encodes 287 amino acids. Gene Ontology annotation, biological process: regulation of DNA-templated transcription.